CUACUUUCCUUUUAUUUCAUUUCUUCCAUGGCUGCCAAAGCUUGCGACGUCGAAGAACAACCGGAAAUUAAGGUUUUCGAUUACGCCAAAAGAGCACAGUGGCUUAGAGCCGCCGUAUUGGGCGCCAACGACGGCCUGCUUUCCACGGCAUCCCUCAUGAUGGGAGUUGGAGCCGUUAAAAAGGACGUUAAGACCAUGAUCGUCACGGGGAUCGCCGGCUUGGUCGCCGGAGCUUGUAGCAUGGCCAUCGGAGAACUCGUCUCCGUUUACUCGCAGUACGACAUAGAAAUGGCUCAAAUGAAGCGAGAGGGCAGGACUGAAAACAUGGGAACCAAGGAGCUUGAAGCCGAGAAGGAGAAACUACCGAAUCCGUGGCAGGCGGCCGGAGCGUCGGCGCUUGCGUUUUCUGUAGGGGCAUUGGUGCCGCUGCUGGGGGCGGCGUUUGUGAAAGAUUACGGUGUUCGGGUGGGGGUGGUGAUAGGGGUUGUAAGCUUUGCGUUGUUAGGGUUUGGAUGGUUAGGUGGCAUGCUUGGUAAGGCACCUGCGCUGAAGGCGUCUUUGAGGGUUCUCGUUGGUGGUUGGAUCGCCAUGGCUCUUACUUUUGGUUUAACCAAGCUCGUUGGUUCUACUGGACUCUAAUUUUAUUUUCAUUUUCCUUAUUUCUUCUUCACAAUAUUGUAUUUCAGAUCUUGUACUAGCAAAGAGACAUAUGUAUACCAACUGAUAAAUUAAUCUUUCUGCAAUUUA
Corylus avellana is the source of this 747-nucleotide messenger RNA. The record is from RefSeq and is a predicted model, not a curated record. NCBI's taxonomy places the organism in Eukaryota, Viridiplantae, Streptophyta, Magnoliopsida, Fagales, Betulaceae.